GGGAUUGGGCAACGCGAGGGGUGGGGUUUGUGGAGGUUUGUGGAGGAAGAUGGCGGCCGUCCGCGGGUUAUCUCUAAGGGCCGCGGCGCUGAGGGCGGUCGCUCCCUGGGCAAAGGGCAGGCUCCUCGCGGCCUCUCGCGGACCUCAGGCUCGUCGGGAAGCGUCGUCCUCCAGCCCCGAGGCCGGCGAAGAGCAGAUCCACCUCACCGCCAGCUGUGUCCAGAGACUUCUGGAAAUCACCGAAGGGUCAGAAUUCCUAAGGCUGGAGGUGGAGGGAGGUGGAUGCUCCGGAUUCCAAUACAAAUUUUCACUGGAUACAGUUAUCAACCCCGACGACAGGGUAUUUGAACAGGGUGGGGCAAGAGUGGUGGUUGACUCUGAUAGCUUGGCCUUCGUGAAAGGGGCCCAGGUGGACUUCAGCCAAGAACUGAUCCGAAGCUCAUUUCAAGUGUUGAACAAUCCUCAAGCGCAGCAAGGCUGCUCCUGUGGAUCAUCCUUCUCUAUCAAACUUUGAUGCUGUGCUCGCUUUGGCAGCACAUAUACAAACUUUGAUGUGAUGACAGGUGACCCAGAGAUUGCUACCACUUGUACCAAUCUGAGGAACCUGGGAUUGCUUUCCCAUUACUUUCAAGGGGAAAGGCCUUAUUGUUGCAGAAUUGGUUUUAUUUAUGCAAGUUAGAGAGUGUUUGGGGGCAGCAUACCCUACCUUUGCCCUAGUAAGGCAUAAUGCAAGAAUCAAAGGCAAGGGAGCCCUGCAUCUGCUUUAUGUUGUGAAUCUGUGUUUUUUGUUUGUUUGUUUGAUGUUAUUCAUUUGAGAGAGAGAGAAGGAGCAGGGGAAGGGGCAGAAGCAGACUCCCCACUGAGCAGGGAGCCCAGUGUGGGGCUGGAUCCUGGGACUCCAGGACCAUGACCUGAGCCGAAGGCAGUUAUUUAACCGACUGAGACACCCAGGUGCCCCAGGUUUUUUUUUUUUUUUUUUUUUUUAGAUUUUAUUUAUUUGAGAGAGCAAGAGGGGGGGUGCAGGACAGAGGGAAAGGGAGAAGCAGACUCCCCACUGAGUAGAGAGCCUGAAGCAGGGCUUGAUUCCAGGACCCUGAGAUCAUGACCCGAGCUGAAGGCAGACGCUUAACCAGUAGAGCCACCCAGGUGCCCCUGUUGUGAAUCUGCUUUAUGUUGUUGGCUCAAAGCGGGGGGCAUCUUAGUCAAUGUCCAGAUCUUACCUUGUGGAAUCGUACUCUUCAGUUAUGUGAUUGAUAGUGACUAGUGGUAUGUGAACUGUAGGUGUCCCACCCAACCUUAGUUUGUGUGGGAAUGUCGACAGAUUACAAGGGAUUAGGAGAAAACAGGUUUAGAAGUAAGAGAUUAGGAAGGGCUACUAAAGUAGGUGUCCAAGAAGAACUUUGUAACUUUUCUAACUUCUAAGAAUUGAAACCUUCUGUUUUCAGUCUUCUGUUAUAAAGCACUGAGAGGAGGGUUGACGUUUGGCAGGAGCAUCCUAUAUAGAGAAGUGGGCAACACUGAUUGUAUGGUAUAGCCCUCCCUUAAAUGCUGGCUGAGCGUGGAUAGCAUGCCGCUGGUAGUGUGCAGGACCUAACAUUGUCCACUGCAACAUAAUUAACGGUGUUGCAUGUUUGUGUCAAAGGCAGGAAAUUCCUCUACUUUUCUAGGUAUCUAGCAGUGGUGUUUAUGAUUGCUCUUUUAAAAUCCCUGUUUGCCAUUUCUCCACAGAAAUGCUACAGGGCUGUUUAAAGGAGUUUGCUUUAGGAAGUUUUGAAAUAAUUAUGUGGCUUUAAUUGUCAGAUAAAUAUAUAUAAAGAAGGGAGCAUUUAAGCAGUCUAUGGCCAAAGCUGUAUUUAAAAAUAUUUUAUUUUUUUGGAAAGGUAAUACACAUGGUACAAAAUUCAAAAAGACACAAAAGGGGAUACAGUGAAAAGUCUUCCAAUCCUGUACCCAUCCACCCUGUCACCCCCCCAUAAACCACUGUUGUUUCUAAGAAUUUACCCUAUAGGUAUAAUCCCAUAGAUAUAAUGUGAAAUAACAUAUACACAAGAAUAUUCAUUAUAGCAUUACUUAUAAUAGCAAGAGAUAGGAAACAAUGGAAAUGUCCAUCAAUAGGGGACUGACUAAAUAAAUUAUGAUUUAUCCAUUCAGUGGAAUAGUAUACAAUUAUAGAAUGAGACAGUUCUUUAUGUGCAAGUCUGGAUUAAGUGAAAAAAGCAAAGUGCAGAACAGCAGGUAUAGGUUGCUAUUUGUGUUUUUGAUACAAAGAAAUAUGUGUAUGUGAAUGAAGUUUUUCUGGGUGAGCAGGAAGGCAAGGGUUGGGAGGAGGCGUAGUGCCAGUGGGUAUAUGGAAGAGUGGUAAAGAAGUUCUCUGAACCAUGGGGUGUAAGGCAGAGUGACGAGGAUGAGGCCAGCAGAUACCCAGUUGUCUUCCCCCUUUCUUUAGACAACUAGCAGCACAUGGUCCACUUUGUUACACAGCCUUCUUUCCCCGCUUAGUCUAUUUUGGAUUUCUUCUCAAGGUAUUAAGAGCCUUUUUUUUUUUUUCAUUUUUAGGCCUCCGUAGUAGCAACUAAUUGCUUCUAAUCUUUUGCUGUUACAAGUAAUGCUAUAAUAAAUAACCUCUUACACGUGUUCACAUUUGGUGAGAAUAUAUCUGAAGGUUAAAUUCCUAGAAGAGUCAAAGAGUAAGUGCUUUUAUAAUUUCGAAAGACAUUGCCAUAUUAUCCUCUUCAGAAGUUGUGUCAGUUUAAGCCCCUGUCAGCUGUGUAUGUGAGUCCCUCUUUCAGCAGAUGCUUGCCAACUAGGAGUCUUAACAAACUUCUGAUCUUUGCCAAUCUGAGAGUUUUAAAAGUGUGUCUCGUGUGGUUUUAACUCGCAUUUUUUUUGUUAUGAAUAUUUUCAUAUGUGUAAGAAUUACAUAUUUUUGUCUGCUGAAAACAUCUCAACUAGUAUAGUGACGUAGAGCAAAUUGUUUGAACUCUGCGUGUCUCCAUUUCCUCAUCUAUAAAUUGGGAAUAAAAAUAGUAGGAUUGCU
Molecule: messenger RNA, 3037 nt
Organism: Mirounga angustirostris (Northern elephant seal)
Lineage: Eukaryota; Metazoa; Chordata; Mammalia; Carnivora; Phocidae
Gene: ISCA2
Product: iron-sulfur cluster assembly 2
Exons: 4
Coding region: 50-514 (154 amino acids)
Biological process (GO): iron-sulfur cluster assembly
Cellular component (GO): mitochondrion
Molecular function (GO): 2 iron, 2 sulfur cluster binding; 4 iron, 4 sulfur cluster binding; iron ion binding
Source: RefSeq, a predicted model, not a curated record